AGUGACGACGGCGUCCUCGCUCUGUUUAUUUCCUGUUUCUAUCCGAACAAAAGGCCUGCCCCCUUUUUCACGAGCACCUCUCCUCCGCCAUCGUUACUUUACGUGUAAUCACGAUUACUAAACCGGAUUACGGUACUUUUGCUCGUAUUUGUGGACGUCUCCGACUGUAGAAAUGGCGUCCGUUAUUGAUGCGGACCCGCAGGACAACUACGGUGAGAGCAAAUCGGCAAUGCACACUUGGCGUUAUCGCCACCAUUUCACGUACAAGGCAGAUCAAGGGAAAAAUAUCAUCGUCCAGUGUAAUCUUUGUCUGCCGAGGGUAAAUCUGCUGUCCACGUCGAAAACAUCCACAUCAAACCUAAAGAAGCAUUUAGACGUAAGUCACAGAGAGAGAUUUCCCUGUAAUGCUUCAGGUUAAUGAUUAAAGAGUGAAUGAAUGAACAGAUAUCUACUCUGGUAAUCAAUAACGUUACACUGUCUCUGCAUGCUGAGCUCAGACUCACUGCAGCCUCUUUAACUUUAACCAGGCUGAGAGGGAAAAUUAAGAACUCUGCAGGGGAGAUUUUCUUUCUGUAAAUGUGAAGUUUGCAAACUUCUCUAAACUCUGAAAAUGUGAGUGACAGAGACAGAAAGAGCUGACAGGAACCUUGUUGCUGCUCUGUGUUUCAGAGGACACAUCUGGGCUGUGAUGCCAGGCCUGAUGCCAAGAGAGGGAGGAGGAGAGACGAGCAGAAUGGGGACGAGAGCAGACACCUGCAGCUCAAGAAGCUCAAAGCUGAAAUCAUGGCCAAGUGCAUGACCCAGACAAAGACUGAUGAUCUCAUCUUCAACUUUAUGGUGGAGGACUGUCAGUCCUUCUACCUGCUGGAGCAGCCCGGCUUCAGGAAGCUGAUCGAGGGUCUAACUGAGGGGCUCAAGUCCAUGGACAGGGUGACUCUGUUCACUAAGGUGGAUCAGGGUUUCUCCAGGAUGCGUGAGGAGCUGAUGUCCAAGCUGAGCAGCGUCCAGUACGUGUGCACCACCGCUGACGUCUGGACGGCCAACAACAGGAGCUUCUUCGGGAUGACCUGCCACUGGAUCGACUCUUCUUCUCUGGAGAGGAAGUCUGCGGCUCUGGGGUUCGCACGGCUGCAGGGCCGGAUCUCGUACGACAGCAUCGCCGGGCGGAUUCAUGACAUCCAUGUUGCGUACAACAUAGAGAGUAAAGUUCAGACCACGGUCACUGAUAACGGCAGCCCCUUUAUGAGCGUGUUCAAAGAGUUCGCAGCAGACAGCCAGGACAGUGAUGACGACAUCGGUUUCUAUGAGAACGUGGGCGCCGUCCUGGAGGGCGAGCCGGAGCAGGACAUGCUGCUGUUCCUGCCCACCGUGCAGCGCUGUGCGUCACACACCCUGGAGCUGAUAGUGACUGAGGACUUCUGGCAGGCGGUGUCAGAGGGGCCCAUGUGUCAGCUGCAUUACAGCACCAUGGCGAAGGUGUACGCCAUAUGGAGCAAAUGUCACCACCUCCAGGUGGGCAUGGACGCCGCAGAGGAGAUCGGGAAGAUGGCGCUUGUUGUCCCGGCUGUCAUACGGUGGAACGUGGAGUACUGCGCCGUGCAGAAGGUCAUCUCUCUGACUGAGCGGGAGCUGACGGAGCUGUGCGCUCGUCUGGAGGUGCCUCGCCUGCAGCCGGAGGAGAGGGCGUUCCUGAAGGAGUACGUGACGGUCUUCCACCCGCUCGCUUUUGCACUUGAACUUUUCCAGGCGGAGCAGAAGUGUUACCUCGGUUUGGUCAUUCCCACCAUCCUCAGCCUGAAGAAUAAGCUAAACGAGCAGAAAGACGCUGCAAAUUACCUCGCCGAUGUCAUCAACGCCGUGGUCAUGGCCAUCGAUGUGCGGUUUCAGGAGCUGUUCACCAGCACGGAGGCGAAGAUCGCGACAGCCACGACGCCUCAGUUCCGCUUGUGGUGGAUGGCGGCCUCGGAGAGGGACGAGAUGUGCUCCCUGCUGGCGACGGAAGCCUCCCAGAUGGAUCCCUGCAUCAUCACGGUGGCGAACACCAGCAGGAACUCGUCCACCAUCGAAUCGGAGGACGACUUCUUCAGCUACGGGCCCGUGAAGCCCGCCAUCCAGAUGCAGCAGCGGGGCGUGAUGGAGGAGGUUCAGAAGUACAUUGAAGGAAAGGGGAAGAGCUUAGAGUGCCUUCAGGACUUCCCCAGAGUGAAGCAGCUCUUCCUCAAGUACAACACCACCCUCCCCUCCACCGCGCCCGUGCAGCGCCUCUUCAACCUGAAAGGAAACCUGGUCACCUCGCAGAGGAACUUUCUGACCGACGACUACUUUGAACGCAUUCAGCUUUUGAGAUACAACAGCAGCGUGUGCACUUUGGCCACCGAGUGAAUAAUCGGCGACUCUCUCUCUCUUUUUUAUCUGCCUUUAACGAUGAAGAAUCAAACCAUGUUGUGCUAAAAACACCCCGAGUCAUCCAUCAUUUCAGACGGGUCAGCCCGGAUGUGUGUCGUCGUCUUUUUACCUGUUUUGAUAGAGUUAAUGUCACACUGCUGAUUCAAGAAAACUGACAAUCAUGGACGGAGGUAAUCAAUGACUGAAGAGGCGUCUGUUGAUUCUUGUUAUUGUUGUGAUAAAAGUAGCUCCAGGGUGAAACUGAAGUGAAUCUAGUUCCUUUUUUCUAUGGCUGUUCAAUGAGAAUGCAUCUCCUGUCUGUAUGUUUUAUAUCAAGUAUAAAGAGACAUGGAAAGAG
Molecule: messenger RNA, 2743 nt
Organism: Xyrichtys novacula (pearly razorfish)
Lineage: Eukaryota; Metazoa; Chordata; Actinopteri; Labriformes; Labridae
Source: the annotation of a GenBank genome assembly